UUUUCGACUUCUCGCUUUGCUUUUGUUCAAAUAUGAGUAUCGAAUUAUCUCCCAAAACAUGGGAAAAGUCCCCAGAAUCAUGGCAGAAACCGUCAAGUAGGAUAAAGCUUAAGGUCAAAAAGAGAAAGGCAUCUAAAAGCUCUUGUCCUUCAGAUAUUUUAGUGAAACCCUCGAGUGAUCAACAAUAUGGCGGAGGUAGGGCGAAGCGAAGUAAUCCAUUUACCUGUGUCACUGAAGCUAAAAGAAGGCCUUCAWAUACAACUACCAGCUCUGAUAACAGGCUUUUUAAGGCUUUGGAUAAUCAAACGAAUGAUUACCAGUGUUUURAUGAUAUAAAGUGUGACGKUAAAGAAGAAAUUGUUGAAAGAAAGUCAAUGAACGUUGUUGAAGAGGAGUCCUCUAAAACAGAUCACACUAGUACAACACAACAAGAAUGCCCCUUCUUUCCACUCGAUUGGAGCUUAAAGACUAAAGUCAGGUUCACAUCAUCUGUCUCAUUCAACUGGGCUAGCUCACUAAAAAGUGCUGAUAUGGCUGAUUCYGUCACAAACUUUGUCCGUUGUCAAAAUGUCGACAUAUUUUCUGGCUCUUCUCUUCUAAAUUGUGCAAGCAAAGUUUGGAUUCACCCUUCACUUCCAUGGCUACAACUAUACCCAAGACAAUCCACCAUAAAGAAGUGCGACGAAGCUAUUGCUAAAUCUUUACAGAGUGAUUGGGUGUCUAGUUUUCACUCGUUAUUCAAUCUCUUACGUUGUGGUCAUUGUCCAUAUUUCUAUCUAUGUACUGGCCAGUGUUGUAUGUUGUUUAUAGCACCCAGUGGCGAUAAAGAGAUGGUUGCUGUAAUAACACCCACCACGAAAGGUUUUCGAGACGCUUUAGAAAGAGAAGGCAUUGAAUUCUCCCUUCCCCAUAGCAAAGCAGCAGAUUCUACUAUAUCUGACUCUGAGGACGAACAUGAUGAGAAAGAAAAUGAAUCAGAUCAUGAAGAUUGGUUGGAAAGUGUUGGUCUAGACAAGGAUCAAUUCCCAUCUAUUGACAAAUACACAAAACAACAACAAACUCAGAUACGAAAUAAAGACCAGCAGCCAACCUCUACUGUCAUGGUAAUGGGAGCCAGUACUCUGGCUUUGUCUAAUUUUAUAUUGAACUGGAAAAGUGUCAUGUCAGGAAUACCWCCAACGCUUCUUGCACCUGUUGCAUUUGAGGGGGCAACACUUAAAUCACAUAAGAUCAGCCAAGGAAUUGUGAAACACCAACAUGAUAAAAACAUGAAGCAGGUAUUCAGUCUAGAAAUCAAUGGUGCCAUACUACCAGGUUGUUUGCAGCGUGUAUGCCAGUUAAUCCAGGAAAAACAUGAUGGAGGUUUUACUGCUGUAUUAACACCAUAUCAGUGUACAAUCCCUCUGAACGUCACAGUAGAUCAUSACUUAUCUAAACUAACCAAGGCUGGACUCACAGAUACAGAACUGGAGUAUUUUUCAACAACAAACCAGCAGCUAGAUAAGACAUGCUUGAAAGACAUCAAGUGUACCAAUGGUUUAUACAGUUGGACCUGAUACAAAAUAGAAAUUUAAAUUUCAAUGAACUGUUAAACAGUUCCUGUAACUGCAUCAUUUUCCAAGUUCACUUACACAUCAAGUACAUGGAAGAAUCAGGGCUUAGCCAYGAAUGUUUAGAGGAUUGUACACAAAAACAGAAAUUGGACAUUUUAAACUAAUAUUUCCACUGAAAUACUGGCCACAAAUAAGACUUCCAAAAAGCUAGAAYCAGAAGAACAAAAAAGAUUUGGUGGUUGAAGUCAUUUCGUUUUAAUUCAAUYAAACAAGUUGUUGCUUGAAGCCAACAAAUCACGCUCAAAAUAGGUUGGUUCUUGUCUAAUUUGUCAUAUUUUUAUGGCUUUUUAGUACAUCACCCUAGCAUCUAUACUGGUUCUCCUCUAAGCAGACCUUGUACUUGUGUGGGGGUGUGAGGGUUGUCAUAUUGUAUUAUAUCCACCUAAAAAAUUAACAUUACAAUACAUUUAAGACYAAAACAAUAUAAUACAAUACUAUGCAUAAAUUUGGCAAAGUAUUAGACAAGUUUGGGGGUGUAUGCACCUCCAUUGGCUCCAGCUCUGUCAUUCUACAUAACACUUGUCCUGUUCUAGUUAGCAGUAUACGUCACAGCGUCACACAGGCCACACAUGGGAAUGAUUGUAUAUAAAGUUUAAACAUGAAUAAGUUUAAAAAGAGACACCUGUUUGAUGUUUUUAACUUCAUGCGAGUCAACUAUGAUUAUUUAAAAAUCUGACUCAUCAAAAUGUCUGGGUGAGCUCUUUCAUUUUCUUUCUAAAAUGUUAGAAACAAAUACUAAUAAGAUCUCUGAUAUAAACCCCUAUUGAUCAUAAGCAG
This is a messenger RNA of Exaiptasia diaphana, 2390 nucleotides long. Its product is annotated as protein downstream neighbor of son homolog. The record is from RefSeq and is a predicted model, not a curated record. Bases 33 to 1556 code for a protein of 507 amino acids. Gene Ontology annotation, biological process: nuclear DNA replication. Gene Ontology annotation, cellular component: nucleus. The transcript is spliced from 3 exons. Lineage: Eukaryota; Metazoa; Cnidaria; Anthozoa; Actiniaria; Aiptasiidae.